Molecule: messenger RNA, 1740 nt
Organism: Ophidiomyces ophidiicola
Lineage: Eukaryota; Fungi; Ascomycota; Eurotiomycetes; Onygenales; Onygenaceae
Exons: 9
Coding region: 1-1740 (579 amino acids)
Biological process (GO): superoxide anion generation; defense response
Cellular component (GO): plasma membrane; NADPH oxidase complex
Molecular function (GO): superoxide-generating NAD(P)H oxidase activity
Source: RefSeq, a predicted model, not a curated record
AUGAAUGGGAAAGGCGGUUACACGGAAACAUAUGUCCAAGGCCCCGAACGGGCAAGAUGGCCGCCGCUCACGAGAAUGCUGAUGUCGGGCGAGAUGAGCGGCGAGCCCCCGAGGAACCUGACCAUGAAAGAGAAAUUUGAUCGAUGGAUGGUAAAUGAGGGCUGGCGGAGAUUCACUGUCUUGGUCUUUGCUCUGGCACAUUUGAUGAUCUUUGCUUUUGGCCUGCUGCACUAUGGCCUCAAGGACAAUCUUACGGGAUCAAGAGCUACUUUCGGUGCUACGUUUGCAAUUGCGCGAUCGGCCGCCCUUGUUCUUCACUUUGAUGUUGCCUUGAUCUUAUUUCCUGUUUGCCGCACCCUCAUUUCUUUACUGAGGCAGACCCCUAUUAACGGCAUCAUCCAAUUCGAUAAAAAUAUCACCUUCCAUAAAUUGGUGGCUUGGUCGAUUGUCACGUUCUCGUGGAUCCAUACAAUCGCUCACUGGGUUAACUAUGGCCAGCUCGCCGUAAAACAAGGCUUGGGAGUCCAAGGCUUUCUCCUUGCCAAUGUUGUUACAGGACCUGGCUGGACCGGGUACAUAAUGUUAUUUGCGCUGAUGGCAAUGGUUUUUACAUCACUCGAAAAACGUCGUCGAUCAAAUUUCGAGAGAUUUUGGUAUACGCAUCAUCUCUUUGUCGUUUUCUUUGUCUUCUGGGCAUUUCACGGCGCCUUCUGCAUGAUCAAGCCUGAUUUCCCUCCCUUUUGCGCUGGUACUGGUGUAUUUUGGAUGUAUUGGAUAUAUGGAGCCGUCAUCUAUCUGGCAGAGAGAGUGCUGCGUGAGGUUCGGGGACGCCAUAAGACUUACAUCACAAAGGUUGUCCAGCAUCCGAGCAAUGUUGUUGAAAUUCAAAUGAAAAAGGAGAAAACGAAAACGCGAGCAGGCCAGUACAUUUUCCUAUGCUGCCCCACGAUAUCAGUUUGGCAGUAUCACCCAUUUACGCUUACGAGUGCCCCCGAAGAAGAUUAUAUUUCCGUACACAUUCGAUGCGUCGGGGAUUUCACCAAGGCCCUUGCAAAAACACUAGGAUGUACCUUCGACGAAGGCAGAGGAGGCAAAGGAGGCGGUGGUGGUAAGGGCAAGACAAACGUUGUCGGCGUGAACAGCCAAACCUCUCCAGACGACGUGGAUCCCAGCAUCCGCCGGGUUCUUCCCAGAGUUUACAUUGACGGCCCAUUUGGCAGUGCAUCAGAGGACGUCUUCAAGUACGAGGUUGCCCUGCUUGUUGGAGCGGGUAUCGGCGUGACCCCUUUUGCAUCCAUCCUGAAGAGUAUCUGGUAUCGGAUGAAUUUCCCGCAGACCAAGACGCGCUUGCGCAAAGUCUAUUUCUUCUGGGUGUGUCGAGACUUUGGCUCCUUCGAGUGGUUCCAGUCCCUGCUUCUUGCGAUUGAGGCCCAGGACAAGGCCAAUCACAUUGAAAUCCACACUUAUCUAACGGCCAAGAUCCGUCCUGACGACGCCACGAAUAUCAUGAUCAACGACGCCAACGCUGAACAAGACACCAUCACCGGCCUGCGUGCCCCGACGAACUUCGGCCGUCCAAACUGGGAUAUGGUCUUUAGGUCGAUUCGAAAACUCCAUGCUCCCGCAGAGGCGGGUGUGUUCUUCUGCGGGCCAAAGCCCCUGGGCAGCGUGUUGCAUGUAAAAUGCAACAUGUACUCCGAGCCCGGGUUUAAUUUUGUCUGGGGCAAAGAGAACUUUUAA